Molecule: messenger RNA, 468 nt
Organism: Fusarium vanettenii 77-13-4
Lineage: Eukaryota; Fungi; Ascomycota; Sordariomycetes; Hypocreales; Nectriaceae
Exons: 4
Coding region: 1-468 (155 amino acids)
Source: RefSeq, a predicted model, not a curated record
AUGGCAGCUGAAGACGAGGGAAAUGAGGGAAAUACCGACCUGAUCGAUAAAGACGGCCUCCUUGACAAUGAGGACCUUCUUCGCCGCUUGGCAAUAGAAGAUCACGUCAUUGCCGACCAUCACCGGGUUCUCAUCUUGUUACGCUUCCUUGGAGCCAUCGAAGAAGAGAGACCCUACCGGCGAGGCCGCCGCCGCCGCCGUCUGCGCACGAACACUCGGCUCGCUCGUCACUUAACUUAUAAUGUCGUUUCUUCACUUAGCGAGCAAUGUGCAGCGUGGCGCGAAGUGCAUAGCGUCUCGGCGCUGAACUUGGGGAAAUUGGCGGUUAAUAAUUACAAUUAUUAUAUCCCAGAGGGAAAACCUGGCAAGGCUCCUUGCCUAUCUGUUCCAUCUCCGCCGUACCCUGGGCUUAUUCACUAUCCCUCGGUCGACAAGAGGAAUCCAGCAUAUGUUUACCGCGUAGCUUAG